CGACUUCUCUUCGCGCAGCCAUGUCGCGUCGUGCGGCGCGCACUCUCAAAUAUCCCUCCACCGCAAUCGCGGAGUCUGUCUGACACUGAUGAAUGUGGAUUUCCUCUGACGCCGACAUGCUUCCGCCAUCCAGCGCCUACACGAUCUUUCGGCUCUCAGCGCACCCACGGAGGGCACUCCAGAAUACGAACGUCUGAAGAAUGGGCUGGAGGGACUGGUCCGCUUAGUUGAGGCUGUGAAAUUGGUGGAUACAGAUGGGGUGGUCGUAGCCUCGCGAGUGAUUGCUGAAACCUCAGCUGAAGAUGGCGGAGACGCGCUUCAGGGAGGUAGGACGCUCCUUCGACACUCUAAGAGAACUUCUGGUGGAUUCUAUGUUGUAGACGCCAACAAGCCGCAAUGAUAUUUGUGCCGAUGGCACUCCAUAGCAUUGCCUAACGUCCUUGCAAUACCCAAGCGGCAAGCUCGCGAAGCCUAGCUAUCUCAUCAUCGAGACCAUAUCAGCCUAGCAUAAGUGUAACCCUAUAGCAGUCACGGAUACGGAAAUCGCUGGAGCCAUUAGUGUUGAAGAGUCGUGGCAUGAACUCAAGUUACAGAUCAAAAAAUAUGCAAGAACUGAGGGAGAUGAUACGAGUUCACAGUGAACCGUGGCCACCGGUGGAACCGAACCCGCCAGCACCGCGAAUGGUCUCCUCGAGGUCCUAAAGCAGAGUUGGAAUAUGAACUUCCCAGGAUGACGAAGAGCAGACCUGGACCUCAAGCACAUCGGGAGUGUAGAUUUUCUCAAUGAUCAGCUGCGCGAUACGGUCCCCUUCCUCCAC
This is a messenger RNA of Mycena citricolor, 818 nucleotides long. Lineage: Eukaryota; Fungi; Basidiomycota; Agaricomycetes; Agaricales; Mycenaceae. The record is from the annotation of a GenBank genome assembly.